AUGGCCGCAGACAUCAGGGCGUACCUCGCGGAGUUCAUCGGAACCUUCAUUCUCGUGUUCACCGUGGGCUGCAACGUCCUCAGCAAGCAGAGCGUGUGGGCCGGAGUAUCGAUCGCCUGCUCCUUGAUGGUUGCCAUCUACGCCCUGGCGCCGAUCUCUGGGGCCAACUUCAAUCCCGCGGUCUCCGUGACGCUGGGCAUCACCGGGAACCUGGCCUGGCAGGACGUGGCAGCUUACUCGUUCGUGCAGAUCUCGGCAGGUGUGCUCGCGGGCUUCCUCUACCACCUGCUGUUCGGGGCCGGCUUCGCCCUCGGCCCCGUCGGCGAGUUCUCGUGGUGGCAGGCGGGCGCGUGCGAGCUGCUCUACACGUUCAUGCUCUGCUUCGUGGUCCUGAACACCGCCUGCGCCAAGGCUAACGCAGGCAAGCACCAGUUCUACGGUCUUUCGAUUGGCUUCGUGAUCGUGGCAGGCGCGUACGGGGCGGGGGCCGUCUCGGGCGGCUGCUUCAACCCUGCCGUUGCACUCGGCAUCGAGGCGGGCAGCCUGAGCUUCGGCUACUCCCCGCUGUACAUCCUGUUCGAGCUCGCCGGCGCUGCGCUGGCGGCAGCACUCUUCAAGGUGGUGCGGCCCGAGGCCUUUGACAACGGGGAGCCAGCUGCGCUGCCAGCGAAGGUGACGUCCGAGAUCCUUGGGACCUACAUGCUCGUGCUGACGGUCGGCCUCAACGUCCUGGCGAAGUCCCCGUCCGGGGCCUUCUCCAUCGCGGCAUCGCUCAUGUGCAUGAUCUUCGCCCUGGGUGACGUGUCCGGAGCGCAUUUCAACCCCGCCGUGACUGCUGCGAUUUUGGGGAUCAAGAAGAUCGAUGCGAAGGAUGCCGCCAUCUACGUUGGGGCCCAGGUGAUAGGUGGAAUCCUGGCAGCUUGCACCUACACGGGCAUCUACCAGGGGAAGAGCUUCGCCCUUGGCCCAGGCAAGGGCUUCGGCCUGGCCGAAGUGGGAGCAGCCGAGAUCUUCUUCACUUUCGUGCUCUGUUUCGUCGUGCUGAGCGUCGCUUGCUCGCCCAGCGCGGAUAAAGGAAAGUACUCGGAGGUGUUCGGGCUUGCCAUCGGCUCCUGUGUCACCGUGGGGGGCUUUGCAAUCGGCAGCAUCUCGGGAGGAAGCUUGAACCCCGCGGUGUCGUUCGGCAUCGCGGCGGGCGACGCGAUCGGCGGCGCGAAUUUUGGCGGCAUCUUCAAGGAGGGCAUGCUCUACACGGUCUUCGAGCUGAUGGGCGCAGGCGCCGCGGCGCUCGCGUACUUCGGGACGCAUGCCGCGGCGGAGAAGGCGGAGUCCGCGGAGGUGUGA
This is a messenger RNA of Prorocentrum cordatum, 1344 nucleotides long. The record is from the annotation of a GenBank genome assembly. Lineage: Eukaryota; Dinophyceae; Prorocentrales; Prorocentraceae.